This is a messenger RNA of Limanda limanda (common dab), 3381 nucleotides long. RefSeq names its product SRSF protein kinase 1b (gene srpk1b). Gene Ontology annotation, molecular function: protein kinase activity; ATP binding. The record is from RefSeq and is a predicted model, not a curated record. The transcript is spliced from 16 exons. Bases 53 to 2062 code for a protein of 669 amino acids. NCBI's taxonomy places the organism in Eukaryota, Metazoa, Chordata, Actinopteri, Pleuronectiformes, Pleuronectidae. Gene Ontology annotation, biological process: spliceosomal complex assembly; regulation of mRNA processing; protein phosphorylation.
CAUAUUUCCCGACGGUCCGUGAAGGCGGCUUGUGCUCUGACUGGUAACCAGCAUGGAGAGAAAAGUGCUCGCGAUGCAGGCGAGGAAGAAGAGGACAAAGCCCAGGAAGCCUGGAAAGAAACCAGAGCCUCAUGGUCGUGGUGGCGGCUCUCAGCCGGGUCAGGGAGACUCUCCCCUCCCAGAGCAGGAUGAGGAGAUCCUGGGCUCUGAUGACGACGAGCAGGAGGACCCCAAUGACUACUGCAGGGGUGGAUAUCACCAUGUGAAAAUCGGAGAUCUCUUCAACGGGAGAUACCAUGUGAUCCGUAAGCUGGGCUGGGGCCACUUCUCCACUGUGUGGCUGGCCGCGGACAUCCAGGAGAAGCGUUAUGUGGCCAUGAAGGUUGUAAAAAGUGCUGAGCAUUACACAGAGACCGCUCUGGAUGAGAUCAAGCUGCUCAAAUCUGUAAGGAACACGGAUGCCAACGACCCCAACAGAGAUAAAGUGGUGCAGCUUCUAGAUGACUUCAAAAUUUCCGGCAUAAAUGGGUCCCAUGUGUGCAUGGUAUUUGAGGUGCUGGGAUAUCACCUUCUGAAGUGGAUCAUCAAAUCAAAUUAUCAAGGCCUGCCACAGCCCUGUGUCAAAAGCAUCAUUCAACAGGUUCUGCAGGGUUUAGACUACCUCCACACCAAGUGUAAGAUCAUCCACACGGACAUCAAACCAGAGAACAUCCUGCUGACGGUCAACGAGCCCUACAUCAAGAAAAUGGCUGCUGAAGCUACACAGUGGCAGAAGAGCGGCGCCGCACCUCCCUCGGGUUCUGCAGUGAGUACAGCCCCACCACCCAAACCAAUGGCCAAAAUGUCAAAGAACAAAAAGAAGAAAAUGAAGAAGAAGCAAAAGAAGCAGGCAGAGCUGCUGGAGAAAAGGAUCCAGGAGAUGGAGGGAGGAGAUACAUUUGAAGUCUGUGACGACGAAGACGACGAAGAGACGACGACAGAAACCACAGAGGAUACGACUUCCUUGGCCACCUUGUCCACGUCUACCACGCUGCAAGACAUCACUAACCACGUCGUCACAGACACGUCUCCCGACAAGCAGCCCCAACAGACGUCAGAAGGAAACGAACAAAAACAGGGUUUGGCCGAGGAGGAGAACAAGAUGGACGUGAACAAGAUGGACGUGAACUUCAACGGCGUCGCCUCCAAACCGGAGAGCGAGGCCAGCCCGGAGAGCCAGGUUCAUGAGACUGAGCAGUCAACAGAGGAGAAAGAGGACCAACAGAAUGCAAACCAAGCAGAAAACGACACAGAGGCCAACGACAUAUUAAGCAACAAAGAAGAGCAUCAGACCUGCAACGGUUCACCUGAGGACCCGGAACAAAACACAGACCUGCAGCAGGUCCCCGCCUCCCUCAGCCCAGACUCUGUCACUAUAGAGAUAAAGACAGGAGAGAAAGUGGAGAAGAGGGAGGAAGAAAUGGACACUCAAGGGGAGAAAAAAAGGGAAGAAGACGAGAACAGUCAGAAUGGAGCAUCAGGCAGUAUGCUAGUUAACCCCCUGGAGCCCAUCAAUGCCGACAAGGUGCAGGUUAAGAUCGCUGACCUUGGGAACGCCUGCUGGGUGAACAAACAUUUCACAGACGACAUCCAGACGAGGCAGUAUCGCUCUCUUGAGGUGCUGAUGGGAGCCGGCUAUAGCACGCCAGCUGACAUCUGGAGCACAGCCUGCAUGGCUUUUGAACUUGCCACUGGAGAUUAUCUGUUUGAGCCCCACUCAGGAGAAGACUACUCUAGAGAUGAAGAUCACAUAGCCCUGAUCAUCGAGCUGCUCGGUAAAGUUCCCCGGAAACUGAUCUUGGCAGGAAAAUACUCCAAGGAGUUCUUCACCAAGAAAGGUGACCUGCGUCACAUUACCAAGCUGAAGCCGUGGGGUUUGAUGGACGUCUUGGUAGAAAAGUACGAGUGGACGAAGGACGAGGCGCACUCGUUCAGCACCUUCCUCCUGCCCAUGCUGGACCUGGUGUCUGAAAGGAGAGCCACAGCGGCCCAGUGCCUCUCCCACCCAUGGCUUUCAUCCUAGACGCCCCUUGUGCACGCGACCGCCCACCGAUUGUGAUGGGGAUGCAUUAGGCUUAAAGUUUCUGGGCUUGAAAAAUCCACACUAGUGUCUGCGAGAGCCUGCAUCACGCCUGCGUCCUCCUGUCCUGGAUCUCCGAGGCUCCCUACACACAUUUGAAAUUAUCUUAACAGUUAAAAGAAGACUGCUGCCUAGUCUUUGUCCUGUUAUGGAUUACACUGGUUAUAGAAGGAACUUGAGGGCCUCUCCCUAUAUUUCUGGGUCUUUUUUUCUUUUACUUGCUGCAGGGGACUCAUUGACUUUGCUUCUUCUUUUUUUUUUGCUUCUAACUCCAGCUCUUUCUCUGCAGCACAUUACUCUCUGUACUUUUAGCUAUAGAUACUGAAUUCUGUUGGAUUUUAAAAGAAAUUUGCACUUGUCUACAAUAACAGAAACAAAGAUCGCCAUGAAAGCCACAUGCUUUUGUCAUUCUGACCCGUGAGACCCAUCUUUGUUUGCCAGUCAUCACGUUAGCCGUGCCAACUUUUAUGCUUUUGACUGUCAUCUGUGUGCAAAGUGCUCAGAAUUAAUAACUGCAUAGUGCAAACAGGCAUGUAGAGCAACUAGUAACCCUCUCCGCACUGGUAAAAUAGCUUAGACCUCAAGAACCUUUUAUACAUUUGUAUACAGACAGCAGCACCGGAGUAGGAAGCGUACGUUACAUACGUCUCAUCCAUAGAUCACACUGCGUAUCGUAGGACUUGUUAUAGAUAUUCUUUUUCAACUCAGCUUUGUUUCACCCUGGUACAAUAUAAUGCGAUUCCUUUUUUUCCACAUGCAUGAACAAAAGACGGUACACUGGAUGCUGUUUCAUACCUGGAUCGUUUUUUACUUCUCGAUAGUUGCUUCAUACACCAUAACCCAUAUUACCAGUGACAGUCCAUGUGAAUCCUCAUCCUGUGUGAACAGUGUACCAAAGAGUCGGCCUUUAAUCUCUCCCUACUCACACUGUUAGCUUUGUACGGUGUUUUCUGGAGGAGGUUCUCAGCAGUGACUAUUGACGGCAGAAGCUACAAUGGUAAAGCAUUUUUUUUUUUUUAGAUACUUUUUAGAAGAAUGUCCAGGUGAUUUCCAGCCAUACAAAAGUUAAGCUUCCACUGUCUCCGCUGCACAUGGAGGUGAUGAAUUGGAAAAUACGAUUGUACUUAAUAUUGAUGCUGUAAUGAGGCUUCGGACCCAUUUUUCUUAUUUUUCUACAAAAUCUCUCCCUUCCAUGUCUCCCCCCUUCAUUUUGUUGUCAAUUUUUUCUGUAGGUAAUAAGAAUAAACAUUUUUCAAGAUCUA